Messenger RNA from Pan troglodytes (chimpanzee), 1556 nucleotides. It is a transcript of the gene ITGB1BP2, whose product is annotated as integrin subunit beta 1 binding protein 2. The record is from RefSeq and is a predicted model, not a curated record. Bases 335 to 1378 code for a protein of 347 amino acids. The transcript is spliced from 11 exons. NCBI's taxonomy places the organism in Eukaryota, Metazoa, Chordata, Mammalia, Primates, Hominidae.
CAGCUGCUGCUAUGUCCAAGGCUUGGAAUUGCCGUGGUGAAUCUAAAACUGUCUCAGUAGUGGUGAGCUGACCUCACCCAAGUUCAAAGCCCUACUCUGCCUGAUCCUUUUUUCCUGAGCCUCAGAGCUAAAAUGCCCCUGAGCUCUUUCCUAUUGGCUGGAAAGACGAAUUGAAGUUCCCUUGCCCAUGUUAGGAGGUGUACGCCUCCUGAACUAAAGAUAGAAACAGCUGGCCCUUCCAGGCAGCUAAAAGCCUCCAGACUAAGAGGUGUUCCCCAUUCGGCAGCCAGACUCCUUGAAAUACCCUUUCAGUAAUCAUUCAACCAACGCUUCCAUGUCUCUACUCUGUCGUAACAAAGGCUGUGGGCAGCACUUUGACCCUAAUACCAACCUUCCUGAUUCCUGUUGCCAUCACCCUGGGGUCCCAAUCUUCCAUGAUGCACUUAAGGGUUGGUCCUGCUGCCGAAAGCGAACUGUAGAUUUCUCUGAGUUCUUAAACAUCAAGGGCUGUACUAUGGGACCACACUGUGCUGAGAAGCUUCCUGAGGCCCCUCAACCUGAAGGCCCUGCUACAAGCAGUUCACUUCAGGAGCAAAAACCUCUGAAUGUGAUUCCAAAGUCAGCAGAGACCUUGCGCCGGGAGAGGCCCAAGUCAGAGUUGCCUCUGAAGCUGCUGCCGCUAAAUAUAUCCCAAGCCCUGGAAAUGGCAUUGGAACAGAAGGAAUUAGACCAGGAACCUGGGGCAGGACUUGACAGUCUGAUCCGGACUGGUUCCAGCUGCCAGAACCCAGGAUGUGAUGCUGUUUACCAAGGCCCUGAGAGUGAUGCUACUCCAUGUACCUACCACCCAGGAGCACCCAGAUUCCAUGAGGGGAUGAAGUCUUGGAGCUGUUGUGGCAUCCAGACCCUGGAUUUUGGGGCAUUCUUGGCACAACCAGGGUGCAGAGUCGGUAGACAUGACUGGGGGAAGCAGCUCCCAGCAUCUUGCCGCCAUGAUUGGCACCAGACAGAUUCCUUAGUAGUGGUGACUGUAUAUGGCCAGAUUCCACUUCCUGCGUUUAACUGGGUGAAGGCCAGUCAAACUGAGCUUCAUGUCCACAUUGUCUUUGAUGGUAACCGUGUGUUCCAAGCACAGAUGAAGCUCUGGGGGGUCAUAAACGUGGAGCAGAGCUCUGUCUUCUUGAUGCCAUCUCGGGUUGAAAUCUCCCUGGUCAAGGCUGACCCAGGAUCCUGGGCCCAGCUGGAGCACCCUGAUGCACUAGCUAAGAAGGCUAGGGCAGGGGUUGUGUUAGAGAUGGAUGAGGAAGAAUCUGACGAUUCAGAUGAUGAUCUGAGCUGGACAGAGGAGGAGGAAGAGGAGGAAGCAAUGGGGGAAUAGUGACACCAGACAGUUGAUGUCUAGAUAGGACCUCAAUGAUUCCCUUAGAAUCUUAGAUACCAGGAUAUUGUUGGCCAUGUGGCAUCAUUGAGCAGCAGGAGGCUGAAGGAGGGGAGAACAAAAUUGUCCAAACCAUGCUGUUUUUUCCCUUAAAUAAAUCUUGUAUUCUUCAGUUUCA